Messenger RNA from Podarcis raffonei (Aeolian wall lizard), 2072 nucleotides. It is a transcript of the gene ASB11, whose product is annotated as ankyrin repeat and SOCS box containing 11. Bases 819 to 1787 code for a protein of 322 amino acids. The record is from RefSeq and is a predicted model, not a curated record. Gene Ontology annotation, molecular function: protein binding. The transcript is spliced from 7 exons. NCBI's taxonomy places the organism in Eukaryota, Metazoa, Chordata, Lepidosauria, Squamata, Lacertidae. Gene Ontology annotation, biological process: positive regulation of protein catabolic process; protein ubiquitination; intracellular signal transduction.
CAUUUGUCCAAAUGGUUCUUUCUCCAUAAGACUCACUUAUGAUGAGGUAGAUGGGGGAGUUAAAUGCAAUUUGGAAAAUGGCUUUCGCAGAAUGGCAAUUUUGUGGACCUGAAAUUCAUGCAAUGAAAAUGGCUUGCAAUUUUUUUUGCAGUAGCUUGCAGCAAAUUAUCAUAUGUGGGCUAAUCUCCUUUUAGUGUUAAGGGCAAUUAACUGACCACUUUCAUUAAUGUCUUGUGGAUGUAAAUUGGUCUAGACUACGGUAAGCAGGCAUAAACCUUUCUUUUGGCCUGUCACACUGUGACAGAUUACACAGGAAAAUAUUGUAUUCCAAUAGCUCCACCUAGUGUUGUCCAGACAUUAUUAACAGGUUCCUAAAACACUGCAACUUCGAAACAUAUGAAUUAAAAGAAAAUGUUCUAUGCAAACGUCCAUAGAAAUUAGCUCAAACCUAAAUAAACUACUAUAUAAAUUUAGGAAUGCUGAAUGCUGCAUUUCCUUGUGAGAUCACAGGGCUGAUUGUUCCUCUUUUAACAAAUAUUAAAAUGGAAUAUACAAAUAGAAUACAGUGGGAUGAAAUAAACAUGGAUGAAAUAAACAUGAAUUUGUACAAAUCUGAACAGGAAGAGAAAAGCAUUAAGCUCUUUUAAUCCUAAGCAUUGUUAUUUAAUAUCAAUAGCUUGCUUGGGACAAAAACAGGGUGUAUUUUUGGUAACAGAGGAACAUCAGCGGCCGGAGAGUUUAAAAUAGAUGUCAUAUGACACCAAUAAUAGUGAAUGUAACUUAGGAGACCUGUGAAGUUAUACAAAGGGCAAAACAAAAUGGAAGGCAGUACGAUACUCUAUGCUUUCAAUAACAUUUAUUUUGCAAUCUUUGCUUUGUUUUGUUUCAAGCUCUUAAUCAAAAUCUCUUUGGCUUUACUGACCCAUUUCUAUAUUGUGAAAGGGAACAGGAAAGAGGCUGCAAGGAUAGCAGAAGAGAUCUAUGGAAUAGCCCCAGGCUCAUGGGCAGACAGAUCUCCCCUUCACGAAGCUGCCUUUCAAGGGCGCCUCCUCUCGUUGAAAACCUUGAUAGCACAGGGGUUCAACGUGAACAUUGUUACAAUAGACCAUGUUACUGCUCUUCACGAGGCUUGCUUGGGUGGCCAUGUUGCUUGUGCAAAAGUGUUACUGGAACAUGGUGCUCGGGUGAAUGCAGUCACUUUAGAUGGGAUCACACCUCUGUUUAAUGCUUGCCGUUGUGGCAGUGCCCCUAGUGUCGAUAUGCUGCUUGAAUUUGGUGCCCGGCCGCAACUGGAGAAUCAUUUUGCUUCCCCCAUUCAUGAAGCUGUCAAGAGAGGCCACAGGGAGUGUAUGGAAAUUCUUUUAGCCAAUGGUGUUGAUGUGGACCAAGAAAACCCACAGCAUGGAACAGUACUGUAUGUGGCCUGCGUGAAUCAAAGGACAGACUGUGUCAAGAAACUUUUAGAACUAGGAGCUAGUGUCAACCUGGGUAAGGGACUGGACACACCACUUCAUGCAGCCGCUAGAAAAUCCAGUGCAGAAAUUGUCAACUUGUUAACAGACUACGGGGCCAGCUUGAAAUGUAGAAAUUCUGAAUUAAAAUGUGCUCUUGAUCUUGCUGCACCUAAUAGCUCUGUUGAACGGGCACUGUUGCUUCGGGAAGGCCCUCCUAGGCUGGCUCAACUGUGCCGAUUGUGUAUCCGAAAAUGCUUGGGCCGAUCAUGCCUUUAUUUAGUCCACAAACUACACUUACCUGAACGACUUGAAGAUUUUCUUUUGUUCCGAUAACCUUACAGUUCUUUGUAGGCUAACAGAACCAAUGAAAAAGAUUGUUUACUCUUAAUAUAAUAAAAACCAGGGGGGAAAUUAACAAAGGCACAUGGGGUUUAAAACCAUAAUAUAGGAAGCUUGAAAAGAGCAUCUGUGCAUUAUUUUCUGUGCAAAGCUUGUUCUGGAGGUUGAAAGUUUGCUUUUCAAAUGUUUAGCCAAAAUGAAGCAGUUUCUAUGUAAUCACAGCAAAAUGGGCUCUAGGGUUCUUCUCAUACCUUCCUCAUGGUUUAUUGUACCUCUUUG